AUGAAAAUCCUCUCCCUUCUCGUCGCCACCACCCUGGUCAUCGCUUCCUGUGUUGAAGCGCUCCCUCAACCCAUCGUGGACAUCGACGCCGAUUGGGUCAUUGAAGCUGAACGUCAGGCGGCGGCGGUCGAGGCUGAAUACGAAUUUUUCGAUGGCACAGUCAUCCCCUCUCUUGCUGUUCCAUCCUGGGCCUUGACUGUCGUUCCUACCAUUAGCUCGAAGCCCCCCAAAUCUAUCUUCACCUCGGUCACUACCAUGAAGCCCCCCAAGCCCACGGUCUCGUCUGUUACCACCAUGAAGCCCCCUAAGCCCACGGUCUCUGUUGUUACCACUAUCAAUCCCCCCAAGCCCACGGUCUCUGCUGUUACCACCAUGAAGCCCCCUAAGCCCACGGUCUCUGUUGUUACCACUAUCAAUCCCCCCAAGCCCACGGUCUCUUCUGUUACCACCAUUAAGCCCCCUAAGCCUACGGUCUCUUCUGUUACCACCAUGAAGCCCCCUAAGCCCACGGUCUCUGUUGUUACCACUAUCAAUCCCCCCAAGCCCACGGUCUCUGCUGUUACCACCAUGAAGCCCCCUAAGCCCACGGUCUCUGUUGUUACCACUAUCAAUCCCCCCAAGCCUACGGUCUCUUCUGUUACCACCAUUAAGCCCCCUAAGCCUACGGUCUCUUCUGUUACCACCAUGAAGCCCCCUAAGCCCACGGUCUCUGUUGUUACCACUAUCAAUCCCCCCAAGCCCACGGUCUCUUCUGUUACCACCAUGAAGCCCCCUAAGCCCACGGUCUCUGCUGUUACCACUAUCAAUUCCCCCAAGCCCACGGUCUCUGUUGUUACCACUAUCAAUCCCCCCAAGCCUACGGUCUCUUCUGUUACCACCAUUAAGCCCCCUAAGCCCUCGGUCUCUGUUGUUACCACCAUGAAGCCCCCUAAGCCCACGGUCUCUGCUGUUACCACUAUCAAUUCCCCCAAGCCCACGGUCUCUGUUGUUACCACUAUCAAUCCCCCCAAGCCCACGGUCUCCUCUGUUACCACCAUGAAGCCUCCCAGGCCCUCGGUCACCCCUGCGACCACAACCUCGAAGCCUCCUAGACGCACCAUCGCCACCUCCCGCCUUGACGAGUACUAA
Molecule: messenger RNA, 1128 nt
Organism: Linnemannia hyalina
Lineage: Eukaryota; Fungi; Mortierellomycota; Mortierellomycetes; Mortierellales; Mortierellaceae
Source: the annotation of a GenBank genome assembly